Messenger RNA from Astyanax mexicanus (Mexican tetra), 11268 nucleotides. It is a transcript of the gene mast2, whose product is annotated as microtubule associated serine/threonine kinase 2. Gene Ontology annotation, biological process: intracellular signal transduction; peptidyl-serine phosphorylation. Gene Ontology annotation, cellular component: microtubule cytoskeleton. The coding region runs from base 1379 to 7174 and encodes 1931 amino acids. Lineage: Eukaryota; Metazoa; Chordata; Actinopteri; Characiformes; Acestrorhamphidae. Gene Ontology annotation, molecular function: protein serine/threonine kinase activity; ATP binding; protein binding. The record is from RefSeq and is a predicted model, not a curated record. The transcript has 30 exons.
CCUCCGUGUGACGGGUAGCAGCGAGAAACCCAGCAGCUCUGGAGGAACCGCAGCGAGGAGCCCGCCGUCACCUCCACUGUGUCUCUGUGGAUGUGGAUCUGGAUCAUUACUGCGGACCUCAGACAUGCCUGACGGCGGCUUUACGAACGGAGACAGGCAGGUCUUGGGAUUUCAGACAUCUCGGGAAUGACUGACAGCGAGUAGUUCAGGUCGAGGUAUUGUUCGGUGGAGUGUUGGCGCUAGUUAACGUUACAAUGCCAGUGAAGAAGUCAAGUCGUCAAGCAGCCUGCUAACCUGACCUAACGUUAAAUAACCUAACCCAGCUGCGUUUACAAGCGGAUUGGGGAAGCGACCGGAGCGCGCUGGACUUAAAAGACAACAAACGAGUGGCAAACCUAGGUUACCUAACCCAGGUUAGUAAGGUAAAGCUAGCUAACUAGCUGAGAUAACUUUCAGAACCAGAUGAGGACGGGUUUGGUGAAUGAGGAAGAUGUGGGGGGGAUAUUGGCACUGAUGUUAUUUAGGCGUAGUUAGUUUUCUGGCGUGUUUGGUGUGAGACAAGUUUUUGUUAGCCUGUUUAGCUAGUUAGCUAGCUAGUUAACUAGUUAGUUAGCGUUAGCUAGCUAGCUAACUUGUAACUAGCUAAUCUAGCUGUUUUUGCUAACAUACAUUAGCCUAAACUAAGUGAAUUGAAGAUUAUCAGUCAGUUUUCACCUGCGUUACCGGCCUUUUUAACAAGGUAACUCAUUUAUAAAAGUAAGCCAAGACUUCUUAGUCGGCUGAUGUUUAUUUUAAACAAUUUUACAACUUAUCUAAUUUAGUUUUUGUGUGUGUAAGGCUGUUUAAACCAGAUUAAAACGUAUCAUAUUGCUGAAAUCAAUAGAUUUUAAGUUAGUUAGUUAGCUAGCGUUUGCUAGCUUGCUAGCUGCUCUUGUUCUCGCUCAGUUAAAGUUAGCUAACGUUAACUAUGUUCCCAGAUGUUGUUGAAGUUUGGCUCCACUACACGACUGAACACUGAUAUGAACAGAUAGACAUAUAGCCUAGCUAGGUUAGCUAGCUAGCUAACACUAACUCUCAGUCAUGACAUGCUCGGCUCUCCAGUCAGGUUGACUUGGGAGAUUUGCUCACUUUAAAGCCUUGAAAGCCGUUUCUUCCCCCUCGGCUUAUGCCAGUUGAUGGUAGGUCCAGGUCCUCCCUAGCUUUUGUUCUCUUCCAAACGAAGAAAGAAGAAAGCUCUUCAUCAUCAUUAUUAUCGCUGCUCCAUGGAUUUGGAUUCGCACAUUGUCAGGGCAGCUGGAGUCGAACCGAAUCACACUAACGUUAGUUGGGAGACUGUAGCGUUUUAAUACAAGCUAAGCUACCCAAGUAAAUCAGAAAAAUGAAGAGAACCGAGAACAAACAGAAGAGAAAACUGUGCAGCAACGAGGAGCAGCAGCAGCAGAGCAGCACUGCCGAAGGAAAAGAUGGGAAGGAGACUGUGGUUCACCCUCCGCUGCUCUUUCGGAAGCUGAGUAACCCUGACCUGUCUCCCGCUACAGGAAAGACCAAACUGCAGCGCCAGCUCAGCCAGGAUGACGGCAGAGCGCGCCGCAGCAGCAUGGCCAGCGGCCUCACUGGGAAGCAGCUCUUGCCGCUGUCCAGCAGCAUGCACAGUGGAGUGAGUCAGCUGGCCUGGCAGCAGCAAACGGGAGAACCGAAUAACCUCGUCCGCAUGAGGAGCCAGUCUUUAGGCCAGUCAGCUCCCUCUCUCACUGCAGGGCUGAAGGAGCUGAGUCUUCCCCGAAGAGGCAGUUUCUGUCGGACCAGCAACAGGAAGAGCCUGAUCGUGACGUCCAGCACCUCUCCGACCCUGCCAAGACCUCACUCACCACUACAUGGACACACUGGGAGCAGCCCCUUGGACAGCCCACGCAAUUUCUCCCCCAACACUGCAGCCCACUUCUCCUUUGUGCCCGCCCGCAGCCAUGGCCACAGGGCUGACAGAACGGAUGGCCGCCGCUGGUCCCUCGCCUCACUGCCCUCCUCAGGGUACGGAACCAACACUCCCAGCUCAACUGUCUCUUCAUCAUGUUCAUCCCAGGAGAAGCUGCACCAGCUGCCUUUCCAGCCCACUGCAGACGAGCUGCACUUCCUCACCAAGCACUUCAGCUCUGAGAGCAUCACUGAUGAGGAGGGCAGGAGAUCGCCAGCCAUGCGGCCUCGCUCUCGCAGCCUCAGUCCUGGCCGUUCUCCUAUAUCCUUUGACCAUGAGAUUGUCAUGAUGAAUCAUGUCUACAAGGAACGUUUCCCAAAGGCCACUGCUCAGAUGGAGGAGCGUCUGGCCGAGUUCAUGUCGUCUUCUGCCCCGGAGAAAGUCAUGCCUCUGGCGGACGGGGUUCUGAGCUUCAUCCACCACCAGGUCAUCGAGCUGUCUCGAGACUGCCUGGACAAGUCGAGGGAGGGGCUCAUCACCUCACGCUACUUCUACGAGCUGCAGGAGAACCUGGAGAAACUGCUGCAGGAUGCUCAUGAGCGUUCUGAGAGUGUGGAGGUGACUUUCGUCACCCAGCUCGUGAAGAAGCUGAUGAUCAUCAUCGCUCGGCCUGCUCGGCUGCUGGAGUGUCUGGAGUUUGAUCCAGAAGAGUUCUACCACUUGUUGGAGGCAGCAGAGGGCCAUGCUAAGGAAGGCCAAGGCAUCAAAUCUGACAUCCCCCGUUACAUCAUCAGCCAGCUGGGCCUCACUAGGGACCCUUUGGAAGAAAUGGCCCAGCUGAGCAGCUAUGACAGUGGAAAUCCAGAAACACCCGAAACAGAGGACUCAUCAGAGAGUCGUGGUGCUACAGUACUACCACCUCAGCCUCAGCCCAAGACCAAAACUCCAAGAGAGGAGGACUUUGAGACUAUCAAACUCAUCAGUAAUGGAGCAUACGGAGCUGUGUUCUUGGUGAGGCACAAAGAGACCCGUCAGCGUUUUGCUAUGAAGAAGAUCAACAAGCAGAACUUGAUCCUGAGGAACCAGAUCCAGCAGGCCUUUGUGGAGAGGGACAUUCUCACUUUUGCUGAGAACCCCUUUGUUGUCAGCAUGUUUUGCUCAUUUGAGACACGCAGACAUCUGUGCAUGGUGAUGGAGUAUGUGGAAGGUGGGGACUGUGCCACUCUGCUGAAGCACAUUGGUGCUCUGCCAGUUGAUAUGGCACGCAUGUACUUUGCUGAGACUGUGCUGGCACUGGAAUACCUGCACAACUAUGGCAUUGUGCACAGAGACCUCAAACCAGACAAUCUUCUCAUCACAUCAAUGGGACACAUCAAACUGACAGACUUUGGUCUGUCUAAGAUCGGCCUUAUGAGUCUCACAACUAAUCUGUAUGAGGGACACAUUGAGAAAGACGCCCGCGAGUUCCUGGAUAAACAGGUGUGUGGUACCCCUGAGUACAUUGCCCCCGAGGUAAUCCUCAGGCAAGGUUAUGGGAAGCCUGUGGACUGGUGGGCAAUGGGCGUCAUUCUGUAUGAGUUUUUGGUAGGCUGUGCCCCGUUCUUUGGAGAUACCCCCGAGGAGCUGUUUGGACAAGUCAUCAGCGAUGAGAUAAUCUGGCCAGAAGAAGAUGAAGCUCUACCUCCAGAUGCUCAAGACCUCAUUUCCAAACUGCUACGACAAAACCCACUGGAACGAUUAGGAACAGGAAGUGCAUUUGAGGUGAAGCAGCACAGGUUCUUCACUGAUUUGGACUGGAACAGUCUUCUGAGACAGAAAGCCGAGUUUAUUCCUCAACUUGAGUCUGAGGAUGACACCAGCUACUUUGACACUCGCUCAGAUAGGUACCACCACCUGGACUCAGAUGAAGAGGAGGACACGAACGAUGAUGAGCAUGUGGAGAUGCGCCAGUUCUCCUCCUGCUCUCCACGAUUCAACAAGGUGUACAGCAGCAUGGAGCGCCUGACCCUGCAUGAGGAGAAGCGCACUCCUCCUCCCACCAAGCGCAGUCUGAGUGAGGAGGGAGCUGAGCGCAUCGACAGCCUUAGUGGUCUGAAAUCCCGUGACCGCAGCUGGCUGGUGGGCUCACCUGAAAUUUUGCGUAAACGCCUCUCCGUGUCGGAGUCUUCGCACACCGAAAGUGAUUCCAGCCCUCCACUGACCGUGCGCCGCCGCUGCUGCUCCGCCAUAAUUGAGAUGCCUCGCUUUGCCAUCUCUAGUGAGGAAGAAAGCUCGAGAAAGACUCCAGUCAGGGGACCACGGAGUGAAGAGCUGCCCUCAGCCAUCCCUGAACUUCCUGUGGAGAGGGAGCUCAAACUGGACGAGUCCCCAACCACGCCUGGGUCUACCUCCAGCCGAGCCACACUCACACCUGGUAGUUCUGCGGAUGUUGGGGAUCGAGGUUCUCCUCGCUGCAGUACUGACGGAUCAGAUAACUCCACUCCAAAAGCAAUCAGUGACCUGGCUGCCCGCAGAGCUCGCCACAGACUGCUGUCAGGAGACACAGAGAAACACACGUCACGACCCCUCAAUAAGGUCAUAAAGUCAGCCUCCGCAACCACGCUCUCCCUCAUGAUCCCUGCAGACCACCAUGGAGCAUCUCCUCUGGCCAGCCCCAUGUCUCCUCAUUCUAUGUCGUCCAACCCCUCUUCACGGGACUCCUCUCCGAGCCGGGACCUCUCUCCUGCUGUUUGCAGUGUAAAACCUGCUAUUGUCAUCCACAGAGCAGGCAAGAAGUACGGCUUCACCCUGCGGGCCAUCCGAGUUUAUAUGGGAGACACAGAUAUCUACACUGUGCACCACAUGGUCUGGCAUGUGGAGGAGGGAGGGCCAGCUCACGAGGCAGGUCUCAGAGAGGGAGAUCUCAUCACACACGUUAAUGGUGAGCCAGUCCAUGGACUUGUACACACUGAAGUCGUGGAACUCAUUCUGAAGAGUGGUACUAAGGUGUCAAUCUCUGCUACACCUUUUGAGAACACAUCCAUUAAGGUAGGACCUGCCCGUAAAACCAGCUCCAAGUCUAAAAUGGCCCGACGCAACAAGAAGACUAAGACCAAAGAGGGACAAGACAGCAGUAAGAAAAGGAACUCUCUAUUUCGAAAGAUCACCAAGCAGGCAUCACUCCUUCACACCAGUCGCAGUCUGUCGUCUCUGAACCGCUCUGUUUCCUCGGGAGAGAGUGUCCCUGGCUCCCCUACGCACAUGUCCCCUCGCUCCCCCACACAGGGCUACCGCUCCACGCCGGAUUCAGCUCAUUCUGUUGGUGGAAAUUCCUCUCAGAGCAGCUCUCCCAGCUCUAGCGUUCCAAACUCUCCUGCCAGCUCUGGUCAGAUCCGCCCCAGCUCACUGCACGGCCUGGCGCCGAAACUGCAGCGCCAGUACCGCUCCCCUCGGCGCAAGUCUGCUGGCAACAUCCCUCUGUCUCCACUGGCCCGUACACCCUCACCCACACCCCAGAGCACCUCCCCCCAGCGGUCCCCUUCACCCUUACCCAGCCACGCCCUGGUCAGCUCCUCUAUCGGCCAGUCUUUUCCCGUCAAGCUUCACUCCUCCCCUCCGCUGGUGCGGCAGAUCGCUCGGCCAAAGAGUGCAGACCCCCCUCGCUCCCCCCUCCUCAAACGCGUGCAGUCAGCCGAGAAGCUGGCGGCCUCUCUUUCUUCCUCCUCUUCAUCCCCCUCUCCCUCCUCCACGGGAGAUAAGAAGCUGCCUGUGGGAGCUAACCGCAAGCACAGCUUGGAUAUUUCCCACUCCGAGUUUAAAAAGGAGAUGCUCCAGAGGGACCCCAGCCUGCAGAGCCUGCAGGAGUCCGCCAGUGAGACCCUGCUGGGUGGGAGGGUGUCUCCGGCUGAGAAGGGCAGCCUGCAGAAGCACUCGGCCCGCAAGCUGAGCAGACAGGAGGGCCCAGACUCUGGAACGGGCUCUCUGGGUUUGGCUCCUGGUAAGAGCAAGCUUAAGGACAAGCUGUCCGCGAUCAGGCAGGACCGCGCCGAACGCAGAGAAUCUCUGCAGAAACAGGACGCCAUCCAUGAGGUGGAUUCCUCCGAGGAUGAGACAGACGAGGGGUCGGAGGAUAGCCAGGACGGACGCAGGACCACUUUCGUCCCUCCUAGCCAUGUGCUUCGGCCCACGACUGUGAUGGGAUCGCCCCAUGCUAUCAGGAUGGGGCCUGCUGCUUUACCCUCUCUGUCUGUGACUCCUUCCAUGGUAGCUCAGCCAGGCUCUCCUCACCUCAGCCAGGGACUACAAGCCCAACAAACUCAACACACACCUCUGGCACAAUCGCAGCCAGAAGCCAAAGCCUCUGAGCAGAAGCUUAGCCAGACCCCUGUAUCUACUCCCAUUCCUGCUUCUACCUCAGCACUAGCAGAAGAUUCCAGUGAGAGAGGAGGAAGAAUGCUAGAUUCUGUGUCCAGUUCUAAAACUAACACUCCUCUGUCCAGCCCUCUGAUUAGCAACAUUUCCACUCCUGGCAGUGCCUUCACCACUGUCAGCAAAGACCCUUUUGUCAAGCCCACAGUGCCCCCUCUAGACCGGAGGACCUCCAAAGCUGUUGAGCCCAGGGCCAAAGUAAGCAGCAAGCAGGAGUCCAGCACAGUGCCCACAGCAGCCAGGGAAUCCCCAGUGUCCACUACGCCAACUGGAGGCAUUACCAAGGAGAUGAAGGAGGCAGACAACCGGAGACAAGCAGCCGCCGCAGCUGCUGCAGCCGCCGCCACGUCCUCCACCUCCACACCCACCGAGAGCGGAGUGGAUAAAGUGGUUUCUCAGCUGGCCACUGUGGCCAAAAGUGUGCUGGGUCCAGUGAAGCUGAACAUACCAGGGACCAAAGAUGCCCAUGAAAGAAGCAAGGAGCCAAGAACCCUGUCAGAUGGGAAUCCAAAAAGCAAAGAUCCUCAUUUAGAGCGCUCUGAUUCUCCUGAUACAUCAUUUCCAUUCGUAGCUUCUGCCUCCCAAACAGGGCGAUUGCCGGAACCGCCUUCUAGACAGCCACCCGCCAAAUCUGAGCCACCCUCCACUUCUCAGAGGCCUGUGGAGCUUCAUUCAGGUGCUUCUAAGAAGCCCUCUGCCCCGAAAGACUGCUCCCAAACCGCCGGAGAACAGCAGGACAGGCCAGGAACUCCGCGCAGCAGUGCCCCCCUGAGGCCAGGAGCUGAAGCACAGUCCCAGAGCCAGGCCAAACCUAGUUCCUCCAAACCACAAGACAAAUCCAGCAAGAAGACGUAGCAGCCAUGGGGAAACUGGAAAAAAAAACAUCUAUUAAUAGAACUUCUUGCAAAUUUGCAAAUGUCAAAGCUUGCAUGUGUACAAAAUAAAAAAUGCAUACUCUUAGUCCACACUAACUGUGAGGAAAGAGGUGAAGGAAGAUGAUACAGACAAAGGAGUCCAACAACUUAAUUCUGGGUUGAUCUCACUAAUAUUGUGUGUUUCAUUUAUUAACAUGAGCUUUGUAUUGUUUUUAUUUUUUUCCCUCUACACUUUUUCUCAACAUUGGUUUUAUUAAGUUCACAUUUGCUGGCAAAAAAAGGAAACUAUGGGGCUAGAAAUAAACAAACAAAGAGAUCAAAAAAGAGACAAGUCAAACUGCCACAUUCAGUACCUCUCCACAAAAAGAUUAGGCUCUCUGCUUGUCCUGGUAUAGAUCUAGUUGUGCCUUAAAAAAACACACCUAAAAAAAAAAACUCACUUUUAAGAUGCCUCCACUGUUCAUUCACAGGAGGGUAAAAAUGUAUCUCAGCAAUAAAAGUAGCGUAUGCUUAGCAAUUUGUAUAAACACAUCAACUUAAUAUUGUAGCACCCUACAAUAGUUGGCUGAAAACCAAACUUCAUUUUUCGUCAGUCCAUCACUCUUAAGCCAGUUCUCUGAGUUUUUAGGUUUUACUUGCAUGUCUUCAUGAUUCAUGAGUCUAGGAUGCUGCACAUUUGAGUCAUAGUGUUGAGUCAUGUGAAUUAAAGCUUGUUGUCUGGUAGAGUAGGAGACAAAAAAAAUGUAAUGCCAAAUCCCAUUUUGCUUUUGUGAUUUUAACUUGCUAAUUUGUUCUCCCUUAAAAGAAAGCUAAACUUUUAUUAUCACAAAUUUUGAGUUCUUGGUCUGUUGUUGCGUCAAGCUGUCUAGUUGUAGCUCAGCAUCCAAAUCUGUGGAAAUUUCUUUGCCAUAUUCUGUCUGUUCUUGUAACAAGUGACGAUUGGUUGGUAGUUGAGUAACUAACUGGGCAUUUGGACGCACUGGAUGUAGAGAUGAAUGUAUGUGAUGGAGAUGGUGGUAAUGAAAUGUGGUGGCUAACUCUGACUUGAAUGAAUGAAGCCUGAACCCAUACUCUUGCCUGGCACUCACACUACUGACAGAUGCAUGCUUUUGGGAGAGACUGAAGAUUUAGUUCAAAUUGAAAAAUGGUUUUAUUGCUUUUAUUUCUAGCCCCUGCUCUCUUUCUCUUUCUGUUUUUAAAUCAAUAACAACUAAAAUGUUCUUUUCUUUUUUAAAUAUCUGGACCAACUUGCUGUGUUCUUUCUGUAAACUUGCCACUAAUCUUUUAAGGUUAGAAGACUUGUACAUGCUUGUUAAUGAGUGAGUGUGUGUGUGAAUGUAUGCGUGUGUGCGGAUAUAAAUGAAUAUUUAAAAUUUCGAUUGGUGUUGAUUUUAUACCCUGUGGCAUUGGGAAGCUGUAUUAGAUAAGUGUCCUGUCUUUGCCAUGUUAGCUCAGUCUGAUUUAACCUUUUUUGUUUUUUUUUAUUUUCUUGUGAAAAGCUGGCGAAGAUGUAUUUGCACAAUCCCUUUUUUACUUGGUGUCAUAUGAAUAUGAAAUACUAAUAAAAUAGUCCAAUCAGAUCCCAGGCCUUGUUGGGGUCUUGAGGGGUUUGACCAAUCGCGUAACCCCUUGUUACUUGGUUUUGUUGUAUUCUGUUGCUACUGUAUCCCACUACCAUGCAUUUAAAAUCAGUGUAGAUGCCUGUGGAAGCUUUAGCUCCUUUCCUAUAGUUUUUUUAAAUUUAUUAUUUUAUAUAUAUUUUUUUCUUCACAUCUGUGCUGAUUUGGACUCUCUUACAGCAACUGCUUACAUACGUUUUGUUAGUGAAGACUGGUGAAGACUCCUAAAUGGUUCAGUUUCAAUGGGGAUAUUUCUAUCUCAUCAUAGGUAUCUAAAUAUCUUAUCUAGUCUUGAUAGGCUGGAAAUCUUGAAAGCAACAUAUACAUCACUUAAAAUCCUCUAAAAAAAACAACUUUUUAUUGAUUCCACUUCCUUUUUCUUUUUUCUAAAUCUCCCAGUGACUCCCAGUGACUGCUGCCUGUCUCUCUGGGUUCUGUGUACAGUUAUGAUGAGAUACAUUCAUAAAUGUUCUGUCUAUAUAAAAUGUGAAUGGAUGUCUUGCACAUUUUAGCCUUCUUUUUUUUUUUAAAUCGUAAGGAAUGGAGAGCUGUUGAUCGCUUUUUGAGCCUGAAGCUUGACUCCUAAUGUUGAACAUCAUCGUUCAGCUCGUGAAUUCCAGUGUAAUUAAUGUGGGCACAGAGUAAGAAGUAAGGUUAAGGCUGCACAGAUCUCACAUUUUGAUUGUAUCCUCUGGUCAGAGGUUGCGUUCUGUAUGUAUAGAUAAAUAGCUAGGUUUGAAGUAGUGCGUGUGGAACAGUAGAUCGUAAUUAAUGGAGGACGUUUAUCCGUCUUGCACCGAAGUGGCUCUUUUUUCCCCCCCUCAAUCUUCACAGCUUAGUAAAGACUGAUUCUAUACACACAGCACAAAACGCUACAGUACACAUCCUGUUAAACCAUAAAUCUGUCAAUAUACUGCAGAGAUUGAGCUAAAUUUGGCUUGAGUAGACUAAAAAAUCAUCUAUGUAUGGUCUACGUUGAUGUGUGUUUAGUGAUGUAUGAGUGUGUGUGUGUACAAUAGGCUGUAUCGCCAUUACAGAGCAGUUUCUCACCAUUUCUCAACCCUGCUCCUGAAGGCCCACUGUGCCCAGCACUGCUCCUGAUCAAACACCUGAUCCAACUCAUCAGCUUACUACUACUAACCCACUACUGAGUUAAAAGCUGCAUUCCAAUAUCUGGGCUACAGUCGAGUUCUUGGUUGAUCUGUUCUAAAAAAAAAAAAAACCCUUCUCUUUGCAUUGGUCACAUAAUUUAAACAAUAUAAUUCAAACAAAUUCUGCUACUGAUGUUUUGUGUUCAACAUUUUUACUUGUUUGCAUGGUUGUAACCGAGGACCAUGAAGGAUACAUCAGCUGCGCCCUUCAAAUCACUCCCAACAUCAGCUGCAUUUCUUGGCUGUAAAGAGUCCUUAACUUUGGAACAGCCUUCUAUAACUAGUUAUUGGAAUGCAGCUACAGUGUGUGUUGAAGCAGGAUAACCACUAAAAUGUGCAGGCCAGUGGAUUGGGAAACUCUGCCUUUGAGCUUUGAAUGAACAAACAAGAUUAUCAACAUUAAAGUUCAUAACCUGUGGUUAAGUAUAAUCAGUCAGUUUGCUCAAGCUUUGAUUCUCUUAAGAUUGUGGUGGUGGUGGUGCUGUAAAUAUAUUUACACUUGAAAAGAUAGGUGUUUGUUUUUAGAUUGAGGGUAAAGUAAUGUAAUGGCGAUGGCACUCUUACUCACACUCAUAUGGUGGUUAUGACUGUGGCUGAAUGCUGACUGAGGGCUGUUUGUUAGGAUGUAAUAAGAUGUAAUUCAGACACCCUAAUUCAGAGAUUCAAAGCCAUUCUAGAUUUUUUUUUAAAGCCUAAAGCCUAGAUUUGCCACACAAACAAACAUACACACACUGCCAAUGGGACCGCUCCCCAUCCCUAGACGAGUCUAUGUACAUUGGAGAAAACCAAUAGAACUAGUACAUAUACAGAACACAUAUUGUUUACUCACUGUUGCUGUUUAUAUCAGUGACUACACUCAUAACCACUCACUCCUAACCCCUUUACCUCUUCCUCUUCUAUUAGCUAGUUAUCUCGUAAACGCAGUGUAGAAUGUGUACAGUGUGCCGAGAGAGCAUUCAAGCUGAUUAAAAUACAAAAAAAUAAGCUGCAUUUGUCACUAAAUUCGAUGAUACUGGGAUCAUGACUGGACAGAACAGGUGCUUCUGCAGGACUUCUCCAGAACACGGUGGAGUCCACACUAAAUAUCUCACGUUCUCUGUAUGUGUAUGUACGCUGUGUUUGUCCUCUGCAGCUGAGAAACACAGGGGUUGUACAGUAUCGAAUGAAUAUAAAUGGGCUAAGGAAAAAAAAAAAGAACUGCUAGUUAAACCAGUGCAAUAUCUUUUUAUUUUCUAUUGUGGUAAAGACGCAUGUUUGUUGUAACUCCUUCCUUAUGAACAAUAAAGGUUUUUUUUCUAAGGAAA